Salpingoeca rosetta is the source of this 438-nucleotide messenger RNA. RefSeq lists its product as uncharacterized. The record is from RefSeq and is a predicted model, not a curated record. The transcript is spliced from 2 exons. Lineage: Eukaryota; Choanoflagellata; Craspedida; Salpingoecidae. Bases 1 to 438 code for a protein of 145 amino acids.
AUGGAAGGAUUGUGCCUGCAGCAGUUGCCUGAGCUGUACGCGGGCCAGCUGUUCAACGACCUGGACGAGGCCAAGCUGGUGAUUGAGGUGUUUUGCUUCCUCAAGCGCAGGCCCUUCCGCGUGGUGAACCGCAACCCAAAUCGCAUGGUCAUCAAGUGCACCAACAAGAAGUGCCCCUUUGCGGUGCGCAUGUCCCGGACCAAGGCGGGCGUGUUUCGUGUAUCCUCCCUGUUGCUGCAGCACACCUGUCCCAGCACGGACGCGCAGGUGCAGUCUGCCACGGGGAAGAAGGCGAGCUCGCGGCAAGUUCACUCCACCGCGUUUCUUGCGCUUGUGGCGCGCGACUUUUACGUCCAGCACGCCACGACAGAGGAGGACCCCUCACGAAAGUUCAUUGCGUCGACAGCAUCAGCGACCACGGGACCAGCGGCAGUUUGA